AUGUUUUCCAAAUCUACACGCACACUUUGUGGAUUCCUAUACUUCUGCGUCUUCUCGUCAUUGCUUUGCAUAACCUCCGUACUUUCCUAUGGACGGCAGGAACAAUUAGAUUGGUGUGAUCCGGCACUUUGUCCAAAUGGCAAGUGGCAUGUGGCUUGCAAUCACGAUGGUCGAUUCGGUGAAAAUUGCCCUGAAGACGCGCUACUCUACGAUCUGCGCUCAUAUCGUGCACACAUACUACACGAACACAAUCGGCGACGCAAUUUUGUAGCGCUCGGUGAGUUGCCCGGCUAUUAUCCAGCUGCACGCAUGUCCACCAUGGUGUGGGAUGAAGAGCUCGCAUAUCUGGCGUCUUUGAAUAUAAAAAUGUGCUAUGUGGAACAUGACGACUGCAACAACUCAUUCCGUUAUCCAAGUGUGGGACAAAAUCUCUCCGGUGUCGAUCGGCGACACGAUCUGCCAGCGAAUGUAACGGAUAUUAUAGAUAUGUCGAUGGGUUUAUGGUUUGGCGAAUAUCCACUUAUCGAUAGCAGUUACAUAAGAUCAUUUCGCGUAUCAUCGAAUUUUGAAAAAUAUGGACACUUUGCGGAAAUGAUGAUCGAUCGUAAUACGCACGUCGGCUGCGCAAUGUCCCGUUACACACAUCCCAUCUACCCCUUCCUCUACAUUUACAAUACGGCCUGUAAUUAUGCGAGUAAAUAUGCGCUGGAAACGCCUAUUUAUCGUGUAGGCGAACCCGCCUCGGAAUGUGAAACCGGUCCGAAUCGCGAUUAUCCAGGCCUCUGUUCGACGCGCGAGAAAUUCAAUCCAAAUUAUAAUUAA
This is a messenger RNA of Ceratitis capitata (Mediterranean fruit fly), 822 nucleotides long. RefSeq names its product venom allergen 5-like. Bases 1 to 822 code for a protein of 273 amino acids. Lineage: Eukaryota; Metazoa; Arthropoda; Insecta; Diptera; Tephritidae. The record is from RefSeq and is a predicted model, not a curated record. The transcript is spliced from 3 exons.